AUGAACCCCACCAACGAUGUCUUUGAAAAGCGUAUUGCUGCUCUCGAGGGUGGUGCCGCUGCUCUGGCCACCUCGUCUGGUCAGGCCGCCCAGGGUAUGGUCGUCAUGGGUCUCUGCGGUACGGGUGACAACAUUGUCUCGUCCUCGUACCUCUACGGUGGUACCUACAACGCCUGGGCCAACCUGUUCCCCCGUCUUGGCAUCACUACCAAGUUCGUCAAGUCCGAGUCGCCCGAGGCGUACGCUGCUGCCAUUGACGCCAAGACCAAGGCGAUCUACAUCGAGUCGAUCGCUAACCCUCGCUACAUCGUUCACGACAUUGCUGCUAUCGCCAAGGUCGCACACGACCACGGCAUCCCUCUGAUCGUCGACAACACGUUCGGUGCUGGUGGAUACCUGGUGCGACCGAUCGAGCACGGUGCCGACGUGGUGGUGCACUCUGCGACCAAGUGGAUCGGCGGUCACGGUACCACCAUCGGCGGUGUCAUCGUCGACAGCGGCAAGUUUGACUGGAGCAAGAGCGGCAAGUUCCCUCAGUUCACCGAGCCCUCGGCAGGCUACCACGGCCUCAAGUUCUGGGACACCUUUGGACCCAUCACUUUCGCAAUCUACCUGCGUGUGGUCAUCCUCCGUGACUUGGGCCCUUGCCAGAACCCCUUCGGCUCGUUCCUGCUUCUGCAAGGUCUCGAGACUCUCUCGCUGCGUGUGGGCCGUAUUGUCGAGAACGCUCUGGCCCUGGCUCAGUGGCUCGAGGCUCACCCUCAGGUCUCGUGGGUCUCGUACCCCGGUCUCAAGAGCCACCCUUCGCACGAGGUUGCCAAGAAGUACCUGCAGCGCGGAUUCGGCGGUGUGCUCUCGUUCGGUAUCAAGGGUGACGCUGCUACCGGAUCGGCGUUUGUCGACAGCUUGAAGCUCGCCACCAACUUGGCCAACGUAGGUGACGCCAAGACGCUCAUCAUCCACCCUGCCAGCACCACGCACCAGCAGCUCUCGGACGAGGACCAGUUGAGCUCGGGUGUGACCAAGGAUCUCAUCCGUGUCAGCGUCGGUUACGAGUGGAUUGAGGACAUCAAGGCCGACUUCGUCCAAGCCUUCGAGAAGACCGCCGGUGUUAAGGGCAACGUUCCUUCUGGUCAGACUGGCCCUGCUCCUGGUCUCUCUGGUUCGGUAUAA
Molecule: messenger RNA, 1173 nt
Organism: Pseudozyma hubeiensis SY62
Lineage: Eukaryota; Fungi; Basidiomycota; Ustilaginomycetes; Ustilaginales; Ustilaginaceae
Exons: 1
Coding region: 1-1173 (390 amino acids)
Biological process (GO): transsulfuration
Molecular function (GO): pyridoxal phosphate binding; transferase activity, transferring alkyl or aryl (other than methyl) groups
Source: RefSeq, a predicted model, not a curated record